This is a messenger RNA of Pseudophryne corroboree (corroboree frog), 3227 nucleotides long. It is a transcript of the gene OSBPL9, whose product is annotated as oxysterol binding protein like 9. The transcript is spliced from 24 exons. The coding region runs from base 32 to 2233 and encodes 733 amino acids. NCBI's taxonomy places the organism in Eukaryota, Metazoa, Chordata, Amphibia, Anura, Myobatrachidae. Gene Ontology annotation, molecular function: sterol binding. The record is from RefSeq and is a predicted model, not a curated record. Gene Ontology annotation, cellular component: cytosol; intracellular membrane-bounded organelle; membrane.
UCAGUUGUGUUAUUCCACGACCUAUCCCAAGAUGGCGUCCAUAAUGGAGGGUCCUCUGAGUAAGUGGACGAACGUGAUGAAGGGCUGGCAGUACCGCUGGUUUGUCUUAGACUACAACGCCGGCCUGCUAUCUUACUACACGUCAAAGGACAAAAUGAUGAGAGGAUCGCGGCGUGGGUGUGUCCGGCUAAGAGGGGCUGUGAUUGGUAUUGACGACGAGGACGACAGCACCUUUACUAUAACCGUCGAUCAGAAAACCUUUCAUUUCCAGGCCCGAGAUGCAGACGAGCGAGAGAAGUGGAUUCACGCCUUAGAAGAGACCAUCUUACGGCACACUUUGCAGAUACAGGGUGUGGAUUCUGGGUUUGUUCCAAGCGUUCAAGAUUUUGAUAAGAAGCUUGCCGAGUCUGACGCUUAUCUGCAGAUUUUAAUAGACCAGAUAAAGGUAUUUGAUGACAAAAUCCAAACCUGCAAGGAUGAUGAACAGAGGAAGAAAAUUGAAAAUCUCAAGGAUACAACAUGUAGCAUGGUAGAAUCCAUCAAACACUGCAUUGUGUUGCUUCAGAUUGCAAAGGACCAAACUAACGAGGACAAGCACGCGGAUGGACUCAUAAGCACCAUAAAUCCUGUGGAUUCUAUUUACCAGCCAAGUCCGUUGGAGCCUGCUGUGAUUUGCACCAUGCCAACACAAACCGUUCCUUUGCCAGAAUCCGUGCAGGUUGGUAAAGGAGAUCCACGCCCAUCUUCACUGGCUGUCGGGCCUGUAGGGACCACCCUUGGGAACCAUCAAACUCCCUCUCCCAACAGCACAGGGAGUGGUCAGUCUGUUCCCAGCAGCAGUCUGACGUCCCCCAGCCAUGUCAAUCUAUCUCCUAACACCGUCCCAGAUUUCUCCUACUCCAGCAGCGAGGAUGAAUUCUACGAUGCCGAUGAAUUUUACCAGAACACCACAUCGCCAAAGCGCUGCAUUGACUCAUCAGAGUCUGCGGCAGGCCUGUCACACAGCAGCACAGGGACUAGCCUGAAGAGACCGGACACUACGGAAUCCCUCAAUUCCUCAAUGUCCAAUGGGACCAACGACGCAGAUCAGUUUGACGACGACCGUGAUGAUGAGGGAGAGUCGGUGGAAGAGCACAAGAGUGUGAUCAUGCACCUCUUGUCACAGGUCCGCCUGGGCAUGGACCUGACCAAGGUUGUACUUCCCACAUUCAUCCUGGAGAGGAGAUCACUGCUGGAGAUGUACGCCGACUUCUUUGCACACCCUGACUUGUUUGUAAGUAUCGGUGACCACAAAGACCCCAAAGACAGGAUGAUUCAGGUGGUCCGAUGGUACUUGUCUGCAUUCCACGCUGGCAGGAAGGGGUCUGUUGCUAAGAAGCCUUAUAACCCAAUCCUAGGAGAGGUCUUCCAGUGUCACUGGGAUCUGCCGGGACAUGAAAGUGAUGAACCUGAGUUAGUUUCCGAAGGGCCAGUUCCAUGGGCUUCCAAAAAUAAUGUGACUUUUGUGUCCGAGCAGGUCUCGCACCAUCCGCCAAUUUCAGCCUUUUACGCCGAAUGUUACAACAAGAGGAUUCAGUUUAAUGCCCACAUCUGGACGAAAUCGAAAUUCUUGGGAAUGUCUAUUGGGGUGCAUAAUAUCGGGCAAGGUUGUGUAACUUGUUUGGACUACGAUGAACACUACAUUCUAACUUUCCCCAACGGCUAUGGCAGGUCUAUACUGACAGUACCGUGGGUGGAGUUGGGAGGAGAAUGCAACAUUAAUUGUUCCAAAACCGGCUACAGCGCAACCAUUACGUUCCAUACCAAACCUUUCUAUGGCGGCAAGAAGCACAGAAUCACAGCAGAAAUCUACUCUCCUAACGACAAGAAGUCUUUGUGUUCAGUGGAAGGAGAGUGGAACGGUGUAAUGUAUGCAAAAUAUGCAAACGGGGAGAAUGCAGUUUUUAUAGAUACCAAGAAAAUGCCUACUGUAAAGAAGAAGGUUCGGAAAUUGGAAGAUCAGAUGGAUUUUGAAUCUAGAAUGUUGUGGAAAGAUGUAACAUUAAACUUGAAGAUCAGAGACAUUGAUGCUGCUACAGAAGCAAAGCACAGCCUGGAAGAGAGGCAGCGAGCUGAGGCGAGAGAACGCAAAGAGAAAGAGCUACAAUGGGAGACCAGGCUGUUCCAUGAAGACGGGGAGUGCUGGGUGUAUGAUGAACCCUUGCUGAAACGCCAGCCUUCCCCCCGGCACUAAGUGACUUACAGAACAAUUGUAGCAGAACCUUUUCUUGGAAUUAAACAAGUAUCAUCUGAAGCCCGGAAAGAUCUUCUCAUAUUUCCAGAUGAUCCGCUUCUCCCUGUGGUGCUGAGAGCUUACACUGCAGCGGUUCCUUACUCAGGGAUACUGGACUUCUACGGAGUGACAGUUCAAGCAGGACGCAGUGACCUGACCGCAUCGUCUACAUAUUCCACCUUUGAUGUUCUGAAGGUCCUGUACUUCCCCUGUCCAAGUAUACAUGCUGUCUGCCUACAGUGGGGGGAGGAGCUGUUUCGUGAGCUGACCAAUGCAAUGGAAAAUGCAGAUGAUCAAUUUUCUUGGGGAGACAUGAGGCCCUUGGUGCAAUGUGUGGCAUCCCUAGGACCUAGUGACGUUAGUAUUGGGCUCUUCUUUCAGUGGUAACCCUAGGAUGUAGCAAAAAGGACUUUAUGCCUCCCUGUUGUCAUGGUCAGAGGUAUCCCUAGGACGAGUGGCAUCAGCGAGGAAUGAGGCCCGCUGUGCCGCCAGAAGCAUCUCUAGGAACUUGUGCACUAACGAGAGCUACAUUGGCGCAGCCCACACAAUGUCGCCUCCCCCAGUGUAGGCACCGGGUAUACCUUAAUGUAAAGAAUGAGCUCGGGUAACUAUGUAAAACGCAUUGUCUCCUCUAAUUACAGGACGUAAUUGCUAUUCUGUAUCACAAUAUCUUUUCAAUAUCUCUUGUAUAUACAAUAUGAAUCUGGCAUUUUAAUAGAUACAGAACAUUUAAUUCUGAAAAUUGUACCACUUUACUUUCGCUGCAUUCUACUCCCCCCAAUAAGACCUUCCACGUGUAAAACUGCCUCUCCCAUCAUUUAUAUAUAGUAUUUUUUUUCUCUCCCCAAAACUGGUCUUGCCUUUGUAUUUAUUUAUUUCAUAAUAAAAUGUUAGAGCAAAUUAUUUUAUUAGAUCUGCAUUUAUGAUUUGCAAUUAAACUCUAAUCUCCAGAAAA